CAGUUUACACAAUUACAGUUAAGAGAUAUAACAUGGCAAAAGGGAACAGUGAUUAUGUGGCAUAAAACCAAACCUACAAAAACAAACAAACAAAAAAACAACAGCCGUAUUUAACUCUAUUGAACAAAGAUGUACAAUCCUUGUCUUUGCAGGGUGGAAUAAACUGCAUAGUUGUACCGAGAAAAAAAAUAAUUAAAUAAGCACGUAAGAACACAUUAAGAAACAUAACCAUAAUUUUCCUACACGACAAUAUUUGAAACAUAAUUUAUAUCGCAGGUAGACCAAGUUAAUCGAGUUGAAGCAACAGACAGGAUUAUGAGCUGAACACUGAUCAUCCCACUGAGCAAAAAUGGCGGAUGACAAGGAUCCACUGAAACAGUUACGAGAUCUGACGCAGCUCAAAAAUCAGUUGGAAGAAAUCCAGAGGCGAGUAGAGAACGAAGUGUACGUGGGAAUCCCUCAGGAAGGCUCAGUGUUUGGAUCCCCAUUUCUAAAGGGCCUUUUAGCUGGCUACGUGGUGGCCAAACUACGCUCUUCUGUCAUCCUGGGAGUGCUGCUGGGAACAGUCACUGGCAUGUAUGCGGCACAGAACUAUCAAGUGCCCAACAUUGAAAGGACCGUGAAAGAGUAUAUUAACAAUUUUAAAAAAGGACCAAAGUGAUUUGGACUGACUGCUGCUCUUUCCAUAACAGCUACGAGGGGAAGAAACAUUGUUGCAUAUGCUGGCUUGUCGGUGGCUCGUGAUGGAUUAGCCUCCCAAGAUUUCUGUGUAGACUGGAUUAUGGAUAUGACUGGAAUUUCAUUUGGGACUCAGUAAAAGACUACAAUUUUUAGUUGCA
Messenger RNA from Scatophagus argus, 839 nucleotides. Its product is annotated as SLC35A4 upstream open reading frame protein. The record is from RefSeq and is a predicted model, not a curated record. The coding region runs from base 350 to 661 and encodes 103 amino acids. Lineage: Eukaryota; Metazoa; Chordata; Actinopteri; Scatophagidae. The transcript has 3 exons.